Messenger RNA from Prunus armeniaca (apricot), 228 nucleotides. The record is from the annotation of a GenBank genome assembly. NCBI's taxonomy places the organism in Eukaryota, Viridiplantae, Streptophyta, Magnoliopsida, Rosales, Rosaceae.
AUGAAUCACAUGUUUGGGAAGCCUGAGCUGCUUGAGAUGGUUGAGAUUGAGAAGCCUGAGCUGCAUGAGAUGGUUGGGAUUGAGAACCCUGGGCUACUUCAGAUGCCUGGGAUUGAGAAGGCUCUUGGGAACCACUUGCUUGUUUUCUUUGUCUUAGUUGCAUACUUUGUUGUCUGCUACUUUUCUCUCCACCAUCUCUCAUUCUUACCUAAAACAAAUAAUAAUUAG